Closterium sp. Naga37s-1 is the source of this 4698-nucleotide messenger RNA. Lineage: Eukaryota; Viridiplantae; Streptophyta; Zygnematophyceae; Desmidiales; Closteriaceae. The record is from the annotation of a GenBank genome assembly.
AUGCUCUUUAUUCUUCUCAGUGCUCCGCGCAAUUCUCUCUUCCCCCUACCCCCCCACUCCCCCUCAUUCCCCCAGUGGCACCCCUCCUCUCCUAGUGUCUUCCUUCCCGACUACCUCAUGCUCUUCAUGCUUCUCAGUGCUCCGCGCACCUCUCUUCCCCCCACCUCCUCACGCCCUUCCCCCCCUCAUUUCCCCAGUGGCACCCCUCCUCUUCCAGUCUCCCCCCUUCCCGACUACCUCAUGCUCUUCAUGCUUCUCAGUGCUCCGCGCACCUCUCUUCCCCCCACCUCCUCCCGCCCUUCCCCCCCUCAUUUCCCCAGUGGCACCCCUCCUCUUCCAGUCUCCCCCCUUCCCGACUACCUCAUGCUCUUCAUGCUUCUCAGUGCUCCGCGCACUUCUCUUCCCCCCACCUCCUCCCGCCCUUCCCCCCCUCAUUUCCCCAGUGGCACCCCUCCUCUUCCAGUCUCCCCCCUUCCCGACUACCUCAUGCUCUUCAUGCUUCUCAGUGCUCCGCGCACCUCUCUUCCCCCCUUCACCCCCCCUUUCCCCCCCUUUCCCCCAGUGGCACCCCUCCUCCCCCAUGGCACCCCCCCUCUCCCUGACACCGGUCAGUGGCUCCUCCUUGCUCUCAACAACCGCCUCCCCGCGCCCCUCACCGCCCAUUCCUUUCCCUCUACCUCCUACCCCCCCCCCCCCCCUCCCCUUUCCCCCUUCCCUCCCCCGUGCAGUGGCACCCCCCCUCUCCCCGACACCGGCCAGUGGCUCCUCCUCGCUCUCAACAACCACCUCCCUACUCCCGUGUCCCUCGCUAUUCAUUCUUGUCCCCCUUUGCCACCCUUCCCUCCCCUUUCCUCCCCCCCAUCCAGUGCCACCCCCCCUCUCCCCGACACCGGUCAGUGGCUCCUCCUCGCCCUCAACGACCACCUCCCCGCGCCCCUCACCGCCCUCCUCCGCGCGCGCCUCGUGGAAAUGCACGAUUUCCUCAUGCUCUUCAUGCUUCUCGCCUUCUCCGUCCUCUUCAACUGCAUCCCUCCCCCGGGGAUCGGGCUCGGCGCACGCUACUGCUUCACCAUAGCUAUCUCCCGUCUGCUUCGGUUCCUAACCUUUGCUUCGACGAUCCUCCCGGCGGUUCGGCCGUGGUGCGCCGCGGCUAGGUUCGGGAGCACGAGUCCGAGGCACCCGCACCCCUGGGCUCAGAAGUACUUUGUGCCGUAUGCCACGAACCACGACCUGCUUCAUCAAGUUAUCUCCACUGACGUGGCCUUUGGUAAGUCCGUGUGGGCGUUAUUCGAGAAUCACCAGGCUAUCACCCGCACGCCACAGGGUUCAGAAGUACAUUUCAGUAGCACCCGCACGCACCCCUGGGCUCAGAAGUACUUUGUGCCGUAUGCCACGAACCACGACCUGCUUCAUCAAGUUAUCUCCACUGACGUGGCCUUUGGUAAGUCCGUGUGGGCGUUAUUCGAGAAUCACCAGGCUAUCACCCGCACGCCACAGGGUUCAGAAGUACAUUUCAGUAGCACCCGCACGCACCCCUGGGCUCAGAAGUACUUUGUGCCGUAUGCCACGAACCACGGCCUGCUGCAUCAAGUUAUCUCCACUGACGUGGCCUUUGCCCCCCAGGUGCACUACCCACCUGAAUAUCAACCUGACUGGGGCUUUUUGCAGUUCCUGGUGGACUUCAUGUGCCCCAUGGACUCACCUACCCCCUCUGCCCUUGUCCUCUUUCCCCUUCAUUCUUCCCCAGCCCCCCAGGUGCAUUACCCACCUGAAUAUCAACCUGACUGGGGCUUUUUGCAGUUCCUGGUGGACUUCCUCCGCCCCAUGGACGCCAGCGCUCACCACGGCGCCGCCGCCUCCUCCGGAUCCUUCAGCAGUUUCGUCAUCCGCCCCCCCUUUGUCCUCUUCCUCUUUCCCCUUCAUUCUUCCCCAGCCCCCCAGGUGCAUUACCCACCUGAAUAUCAACCUGACUGGGGCUUUUUGCAGUUCCUGGUUUCCUUCCUCCGCCCCAUGGACGCCCGGGCACACCACGGCGCCGCCGCCACCUCCGGAGCCUUCAGCAGCUUCGUCAUCCGCCCCUACGGCGGCUGCAACGACCUUGCCUUCAGCGGGCAUAUUAUCGUCGCAGCCCUCACUGCCUGCGCCUGGCAGGAGGCGUUCCCUGGCUGGGCUUCGGCUAUGGUCUGGGGCCUUGUGUUUCAUUCCGCGCAGAGGGAGGUUCGGGAGCGGCAGCAUUAUACAGUAGAUGUGGUUAUCGCGCUGUAUCUCGCGCCGUUGCUGUGGCGUACCACCAAAUUUCUCUGGUCUCGCCCGCCGCCUCCGCCCACGAGGAGGGAGGCUUUUGGGGCGGCGCUUAGCGAGCGGGAACCGGCGCUUAUGAAAGCGCUGAAGGAUGGGGAUUUGGGUGCUCUGAGGGAGGCUGUGGGGGAUUCUGUGGAGGAAGCGGAAGGAGUUGUUUCCGGCGGUGUCAAGGGGAAGAUUGCUGGCACUAAAGCUGGCACGUCGCACUCACUUCCGCCGACGCUCCCUUCCGCCCGUCACCUUCCCUUCCGCCCGUCGCACUCACUUCCGCCGUCGCCAUCCCUUCCGCCCGUCGCCCGUCACCUUCCCUUCCGCCCGUCGCCCUCCCUUCCGCCCGUCGCCCUCCCUUCCGCCCGUCGCCCUCCCUUCCGCCGUCGCCAUAGAUUCCGCCCGUCGCUCGUCGCCAUGCCUUCCGCCCGUCGCCCUCCCUUCCGCCCGUCGUCCUCCCUUCCGCCGUCGCCAUCCCUUCCGCCCGUCACCCUCCCUUCGUCUCGUCGCCCUCCCUUCCUCCCAUUGCCCUCCCGACCACCCGCCGCCCUACCUUCCCCUCGUCGCGCUCCCUUCCGCCCGUUGCCCCCCUUUGUCUCGUCGCGCUCCCUGCUGCUCAUCGCCCUCCCUCCUGCUCGUCCCCUCGCAAUCCCCGUAUCUCUCUCCCCUCGUCGCCCUGGCACCUCCGUCACUGUCGCCAUCCCUCCCAUCUCCCUUCCCACCUCAUUUGGGCCAGUCACGCCCCCUUUCCAACCAACACACACGGUGGCCCUUCCCCUAAUGAUCGCCUUUCACCACCACACCGCUUACCUCUCUCCUUCCCCACACCACCUUUGGCCUUCCUCCCCCAAUCCCCUUCCCUGCUUCCCCGUGUCCCUUUCCCUGCUUCCCCCCAUCUCCUUCCCUUCUUCCUCCCACCCCCUUCCCAUCUAUUCCCCCCAUCCCCGUCCCUGCUUCCCCAUGUCCCCUUCCCUGCUUCCCCGUGUCCCUUUCCCUGCUUCCCCCCAUCCCCUUCCCUGCUUCCCCCCAUCCCCUUCCCUGCUUCCCCGUGUCCCUUUCCCUUCCUCCCCCCAUCCCCUUCCCUGCUUCCCCAUGUCCCUUUACAAGCUUCCCCCCAUCCUCUUCCCUGCUUCCCUCCAUCCCCUUCCCUGCUUUCCCAUGUGUCUUCCCUUCCUCCCCCAAUCCCCUUCCCUGCUUCUCCCCAUCCCCUUCCCUUCUUCCCCCCAUCCCCUUCCUUUAUGUUCCCCCCAUCCCCUUCCCUGCUUCCCCAUGUCCCCUUCCCUGCUUCCCCAUGUCCCCUUCCCUUCCUCCCCCCAUCCCCUUCCCUGCUUCCCCAUGUCCCUUUCCCUGCUUCCCCCCAUCCCCUUCCCUGCUUCCCCCCAUCCCCUUCCCUGCUUCCCCGUGUCCCUUUCCCUUCCUCCCCCCAUCCCCUUCCCUGCUUCCCCAUGUCCCUUUACAAGCUUCCCCCCAUCCUCUUCCUUGCUUCCCUCCUUCCCCUUCCCUGCUUUCCCAUGUGUCUUCCCUUCCUCCCCCCAUCCCCUUCCCUGCUUCCCCAUGUCCCUUUCCCUGCUUCCCCCCAUCCCCUUCCCUGCUUCCCCCCAUCCCCUGCCCUUCAUCCCCCCAUCCCCUUCCGUGCUUCCCCGUGUCCCUUUCCCUGCUUCCCCCCAUCCCCUUCCCUGCUCCCCCCCAUCCCCUCCCCUGCUUCCCCGUGUCCCUUUCCCUUCCUCCCCCCAUCCCCUUCCCUGCUUCCCCAUGUCCCUUUACAAGCUUCCCCCCAUCCUCUUCCCUGCUUCCCUCCAUCCCCUUCCCUGCUUUCCCAUGUGUCUUCCCUUCCUCCCCCCAUCCCCUUCCCUGCUUCCCCAUGUCCCUUUCCCUGCUUCCCCCCAUCCCCUUCCCUGGUUCCCCCCAUCCCCUGCCCUUCAUCCCCCCAUCCCCUUCCGUGCUUCCCUGUGUCCCUUUCCCUGCUUCCCCAUGUCCCCUUCCCUGCUUCCCCCCGUCCCCUUCCCUGCUUCCCCCCAUCCCCUUCCCUGCUUCCCCGUGUCCCUUUCCCUGCUUCCCCCCAUCCCCUGCCCUUCAUCCCCCCAUCCCCUUCCCUGCUUCCCCGUGUCCCUUUCCCUGCUUCCCCCCAUCCCCUUCCCUUCAUCCCCCCAUCCCCUUCCUUUAUGUUCCCCCAUCCCCUUCCCUGCUUCCCCAUGUCCCCUUCCCUGCUUCCCCAUGUCCCCUUCCCUUCCUCCCCCCAUCCCCUUCCCUGCUUCCCCGUGUCCCUUUCCCUGCUUCCCCCCAUCCCCUUCCCUGCUCCCCCCCAUCCCCUCCCCUGCUUCCCCGUGUCCCUUUCCCUUCCUCCCCCCAUCCCCUUCCCUGCUUCCCCAUGUCCCUUUACAAGCUUCCCCCUUUCAACCGCACAGAUGA